GCGGUUGUUGGAUCACGUUCCUCGUCGUGCCAUGCCGAGGGGGGGGGGAUACCGAGAGCCAACAAAACAUCAACCUAUUCAUCUCUACCUCCAUUUAGGUAUGCGAGUUCUCCUCAAACCUCAAGUCUCUCCCUCUAUCCUCUAAUAAACUUCUCCAACACAACAAAAUGAUUAUCUACGAGGACGUUCACUGCGGCGAUGAGAUGAUCUCGGAUGCCUUCGACCUCAAGUUGGUCGACGACAUCGUUUACGAGGUCGACGCCAAGAUGGUCACCAUCAAGGAGGGUGAUGUCGAUAUCGGUGCCAACCCUUCUGCCGAGGAGGCCGAGGAGGGUGCCGAGGACGGUGCCGUCACCGUCAACAACGUUGCCCACUCUUUCCGUCUGCAGAGCACUUCUUUCGACAAGAAGUCUUACCUCACCUACCUCAAGGGAUACAUGAAGAAGACCAAGGCUGCCCUCCAGACCAAGGCCGACGCCGGUGACGAGAAUGCCAAGGCCCGUCUCGCCACCUUCGAGACCGCCGCCGGUGCCUUCGCCAAGAAGAUGAUCGGAAACUUCAAGGACUACGAGUUCUUCACCGGAGAGUCCAUGGACCCUGACGGCAUGGUCGUCCUCAUGAACUACCGAGAGGACGGUAUCACCCCUUACAUGAUCUUCUGGAAGGACGGUCUCAGGGAGGUCAAGGUCUAAACGCCCGAUCACUCACAAGCCCUUCUGCCUAUUCACACCAAAAUCUAUCGCGGACUCACAUCUUCCCAUACACCAUUUUUUCCCUUGCCUCUAUACAUUUGUUUCAUCUUGUAUCUGGUCGAGUUGAGAUACACAACCUCGCUCUAGAUUGCAUGUAUAAACGCUAUACAUGUGAAUCUCGAACUUGUC
Molecule: messenger RNA, 881 nt
Organism: Filobasidium floriforme
Lineage: Eukaryota; Fungi; Basidiomycota; Tremellomycetes; Filobasidiales; Filobasidiaceae
Product: translationally controlled tumor-associated
Exons: 5
Coding region: 168-692 (174 amino acids)
Cellular component (GO): cytoplasm
Molecular function (GO): calcium ion binding
Source: RefSeq, a predicted model, not a curated record